AUGAAUAAUUCUAUAACAAAUUUUUGGUUUUCGUGUUUCAAUGCUAGUCUUAAUGUUUUUACACGCGUCGUAUUAAUUAUUAUAAGUGCAAGUGUUUAUCAUGCGUUUGUUUUGGUGGAAGUGUUAUUGAAUAACUCGAACGUGUGGUAUCCCGAACGCUUAUCAAAACUAGUCGAGUCCAGUCAAAAAAAUGUCUCAAAGUUCACAUUUCUUACAUUUAGAAGUUUCUCAACUCAGGCAGUAAUGAUGAACGGGUUUAUGAGAUGGCUCCUUCGGUUCCUGGUGUCGCUUCUACAGGUUGUGGUUCGCCCAGUAACGUAUUUGCUAAACAUCAAAAGGAAUAGAAAAUGUCCACCCCCAACCAAUCCUAUACUAUUCAAAUCUGCUACAACAUUAGCCUUGAUGAUAAGAAACAAACAGAUCACAUCAGAAGAAGUAGUGAAGGCGUAUAUAGAUCGAUGUAAGGAGGUCAAUCCUUAUUUGAAUGCUAUUGUUGAACCUAGAUACGACUUUGCGAUUAAAGAAGCAAAAUGUAUAGAUAAAAUGAUCGCUUCUAAUGAUCGGACACCUGAAGACCUGGCCAAAGAAUACCCUCUACUUGGCAUUCCCAUUACUGUCAAAGAAAGUAUAGCAGUUGAAGGUAUGAGCAACGACAGCGGUACAGUUUUCCCAUUUAGAAAUCCAGCUAAAAAAGACGCGGACAUAGUUCGUAGAGCUAGAGCGGCCGGAGCAAUUCCUAUAGCAGUAACAAAUACACCACAGCUUUGUAUGAAUUGGGAAACAUAUAACAAUGUUACUGGACUGACUAUGAAUCCCUACGAUCAGAGGCGGACCACCGGUGGCUCUUCAGGAGGAGAGUCGGCAUUAAUAGCAUCUGCAGCUUCAAUAAUGGGACUGGGUUCAGAUAUAGCGGGCUCAUUGCGUUUACCCCCCAUGUUCAACGGGAUAUUCGGUCACAAGCCAUCUCCGAAACUACUGUCUAUUGAAGGUCAUGUGCCGGAUUGUUUAGAUCCUGAAUUUGAGGAGUACUUUGCACUCGGUCCUAUUACGAGGUAUGCUGAGGAUUUGCCUUUAUUGUUAAAUGUUUUAAAGCAACCCUCCGCGCCUGAUGUACCUCUGAGCAAACCGGUGGACCUAACUCGUUUGAAGUUUUAUUAUAUGGAGGAUGAUGGAAGUAAUGUUACCGAUAAAAUUGGACCAGAUGUGAAAAAGGCUUUGGAGAAAGCAAAACUUUAUAUUAAGUCCACAUAUAAUGUAGACGUUCAAGAACUAAAAAUAGCGAAUAUAGAGCACAUGUGGGAAAUAAGCGUACGCGUUCUCUUCAACGUACAGCAUGUAGGGAAUAUAUACACGGACCCCAAAAAACGAGAUCAAUGGGUUUCAGUUUGGCCUGAAGUUGUUAAAAAGAUGAUGGGACUAUCAAACCACUCAUUUACCGCAGUCGCUUAUGGACCAGCGAAGAAGUUUUUCGAUGCAUUGCCAAAGAAUUAUUACAAUAAACUGCUUACUGUGUUUGAGGGAAUUAAAACUGAUAUUGGUGAAGCAUUAUCAGAUGAUGCAGUAUUAUUGUUCCCGACUUUCCCAUAUACAGCACAUUUGCAUUACAGAAUAUUUUAUAGGUUUUUAAAUUUUGGUUAUUUAACAAUAUUUAAUGCUUUGGGAUUGCCGGCUACCGCGUGUCCUUUAGGACUUACUGACAGCGGUCUUCCUGUGGGCAUACAAAUCGUAGCUAAUAAGGAAAAUGAUCACUUGAGCAUAGCUGUUGCAAAAGAAUUUGAGAAAGCUUUUGGAGGAUGGACGCCGCCUAAUAAAGAAUUAUUAAACUGUGUUAAAACUGCU
Messenger RNA from Brenthis ino (lesser marbled fritillary), 1839 nucleotides. Lineage: Eukaryota; Metazoa; Arthropoda; Insecta; Lepidoptera; Nymphalidae. The record is from the annotation of a GenBank genome assembly.